AUGGCGUCAGGGGGGGGGGGGGGGGGGGGGGGGGGGGGGGGGGGGGGGGGGGGGGGGGGGGGGGGGGGGGGGGGGGGGGGGGGGGGGGGGGGGGGGGGGGGGGGGGGGGGGGGGGGGGGGGGGGGGGGGGGGGGGGGGGGGGGGGGGGGGGGGGGGGCGGGGGGGGGGGGGGGGGGCGGGGGGGGGGGGGGGGGGGGGGGGGGGGGGGGGGGGGGGGGGGGGGGGGGGCGGGGGGGGGGGGGGGGGGGGGGGGGGGGGGGGGGGGGGGGGGGGGGGGGGGGGGGGGGGGGGGGGCGGGGGGGGGGGGGGGGGGGGGGGGGGGGGGGGGGGGGGGGGGGGGGGGGGGCGGGGGGGGGGGGGGGGGGGGGGGGGGGGGGGGGGGGGGGGGGGGGGGGGGGGGGGGGGGGGGGGGGGCGGGGGGGGGGGGGGGGGGGGGGGGGGGGGGGGGGGGGGGGGGGGGGGGGGGGGGGGGGGGGGGGGGGGGGGGGGGGGGGGGGGGGGGGGGGGGGGGCGGGGGGGGGGGGGGGGGGGGGGGGGGGGGGGGGGGGGGGGGGGGGGGGGGGGGGGGGGGGGGGGGGGGGGGGGGGGGGGGGGGGGGGGCGGGGGGGGGGGGGGGGGGGGCGGGGGGGGGGGGGGGGGGGGGGGGGGGGGGGGGGGGGGGGGGGGGGGGGGGGGGGGGGGGGGGGGGGGGGGGGGGGGGGGGGGGGGGGGGGGGGGGGGGGGGGGGGGGGGGGGGGGGGGGGGGGGGGGGGGGCGGGGGGGGGGGGGGCGGGGGGGGGGGGGGGGGGGGGGGGGGGGGGGGGGGGGGGGGGGGGGGGGGGGGGGGGGGGGGGGGGGGGGGCGGGGGGGGGGGGGGGGGGGGGGGGGGGGGGGGGGGGGGGGGGGGCGGGGGGGGGGGGGGGGGGGGGGGGGGGGGGGGGGGGGGGGGGGGGGGGGGGGGGGGGGGGGGGGGGGGCGGGGGGGGGGGCGGGGGGGGGGGGGGGGGGGGGGGGGGGCGGGGGGGGGGGGGGGGGGGGGGGGGGGGGGGCGGGGGGGGGGGGGGGGGGGGGGGGGGGGGGGGGGGGGGGGGGGGGGGGGGGGGGGGGGGGGGGGGGGGGGGGGGGGGGGGGGGGGGGGGGCGGGGGGGGGGGGGGGGGGGGGGGGGGGGGGGGGGGGGGGGGGGCGGGGGGGGGGGGGGGGGGGGGGGGGGGGGGGGGGGGGGGGGGGGGGGGGGGGGGGGGGGGGGGGGGGGGGGGGGGGGGGGGGGGGGGGGGGGGGGGGGGGGGGGGGGGGGGGGCGGGGGGGGGGGGGGGGGGGGGGGGGGGGGGGCGGGGGGGGGGGGGGGGGGGGGGGGGGGGGGGGGGGGGGGGGGGGGGGGGGGGGGGGGGGGGGGGGGGGGGGGGGGGGGGGGGGGGGGGGGGGGGGGGGGGGGGGGGGGGGGGGGGGGGGGGGGGGGGGGGGGGGGGGGGGGGGGGGGGGGGGGGGGGGGGGGCGGGGGGGGGGGGGGGGGGGGGGGGGGGGGGGGGGGGGGGGGGGGGGGGGGGGGGGGGGGGGGGGGGGGGGGGGGGGCGGGGGGGGGGGGGGGGGGGGGGGGGGGGGGGGGGGGGGGGGGCGGGGGGGGGGGGGGGGGGGGGGGGGGGGGGGGGGGGGGCGGGGGGGGGGGGGGGGGGGGGGGGGGGGGGGGGGGGGGGGGGGGGGGGGGGGGGGGGGGGGGGGGGGGGGGGGGGGGGGGGGGGGGGGGGCGGGGGGGGGGGGGGGGGGGGGGGGGGGGGGGGGGGGGGGGGGGCGGGGGGGGGGGGGGGGGGGGGGGGGGGGGGGGGGGGGGGGGGGGGGGGGGGGGGGGGGGGGGGGGGGGGGGGGGGGGGGGGGGGGGGGGGCGGGGGGGGGGGGGGCGGGGGGGGGGGGGGGGGGGGCGGGGGGGGGGGGGGGGGGGGGGGGGGGGGGGGGGGGGGGGGGGGGGGGGGGGGGGGGGGGCGGGGGGGGGGGGGGGGGGGGGGGGGGGGGGGGGGGGGGGGGGGGGGGGGGGGGGGGGGGGGGGCGGGGGGGGGGGGGGGGGGGGGGGGGGGGGGGGGGGGGGGGGGCGGGGGGGGGGGGGGGGGGGGGGGGGGGGGGGGGGGGGGGGGGGGGGGGGGGGGGGGCGGGGGGGGGGGGGGGGGGGGGGGGGGGGGGGGGGGGGGGGGGGGGGGGGGGCGGGGGGGGGGGGGGGGGGGCGGGGGGGGGGGGGGGGGGGGGGGGGGCGGGGGGGGGGGGGGGGGGGGGGGGGGGGGGGGGGGGGGGGGGGGGGGCGGGGGGGGGGGGGGGGGGGGGGGGGGGGGGGGGGGGGGGGGCGGGGGGGGGGGGGGGGGGGGGGGGGGGGGGGGCGGGGGGGGGGGGGGGGGGGGGGGGGCGGGGGGGGGGGGGGGGGGGGGGGGGGGGGGGGGGGGCGGGGGGGGGGGGGGGGGGGGGGGGGCGGGGGGGGGGGGGGGGGGGGGGGGGGGGGGCGGGGGGGGGGGGGGGGGGGGGGGGGGGGGGGGGGGGGGGGGGGGGGGGGGGGGGGGGGGGGGGGGGGGGGGGGGGGGCGGGGGGGGGGGGGGGGGGGGGGGGGGCGGGGGGGGGGGGGGGGGGGGGGGGGGGGGGGGGGGGGGGGGGGGGGGGGGGGGGGGGGGGGGGGGGGGGGGGGGGGGGGGGGGGGGGGGGGGGGGGGGGGGGGGGGGGGCGGGGGGGGGGGGGGGGGGGGGCGGGGGGGGGGGGGGGGGGGGGGGGGGGGGGGGGGGGGGGGGGGGCGGGGGGGGGGGGGGGGGGGGGGGGGGGGGGGGGGGGGGCGGGGGGGGGGGGGGGGGGGGGGGGGGGGGGGGGGGGGGGGGGGGGCGGGGGGGGGGGGGGGGGGGGGGGGGGGGGGGGGGGGGGGGGGGGGGGGGGGGGGGGGGGGGGCGGGGGGGGGGGGGGGGGGGGGGGGGGGGGGGGGGGGGGGGGGGGGGGGGGGGGGGGGGGGGGGGGGGGGGGGGGGGGGGGGGGGGGGGGGGGGGGGCGGGGGGGGGGGGGGGGGGGGGGGGGGGGGCGGGGGGGGGGGGGGGGGGGGGGGGGGGGGGGGGGGGGGGGGGGGGGGGGGGGGGGGGGGGGGGGGGGGGGGGGGGGGGGGGGGGGGGGGGGGGGGGGGGGGGGGGGGGGGGGGCGGGGGGGGGGGGGGGGGGGGGGGGGGGGGGGGGGAGGCGGGGGGGGGGGGGGGGGGGGGGGGGGGGGGGGGGGGGGGGGGGGGCGGGGGGGGGGGGGGGGGGGGGGGGGGGGGGGGGGGGGGGGGGGGGGGGGGGGGGGGGGGGGGGGGGGGGGGGGGGGGGGGGGGGGGGGGGGGGGGGGGGGGGGGGGGGGGCGGGGGGGGGGGGGGGGGGGGGGGGGGGGGGGGGGGGGGGGGGGCGGGGGGGGGGGGGGGGGGGGGGGGGGGGGGGGGGGGGGGGGGCGGGGGGGGGGGGGGGGGGGGGGGGGGGGGGGGGGGGGGGGGGGGGGGGGGGGGGGGGGGGGGGGGGGGCGGGGGGGGGGGGGGGGGGGGGGGGGGGGGGGGGGGGGGGGGGGGGGGGGGGGGGGGGGGGGGGGGGGGGGGGGGGGGGGGGGGGGGGCGGGGGGGGGGGGGGGGGGGGGGGGGGGGGGGGGGGGGGGGGGGGGGGGGGGGGGGGGGGGGGGGCGGGGGGGGGGGGGGGGGGGGGGGGGGGGGGGGGGGGGGGGGGGGGGGGGGGGGGGGGGGGCGGGGGGGGGGGGGGGGGGGGGGGGGGGGGGGGGGGGGGGGGGGGGGGGGGGGGGGGGGGGGGGGGGGGGGGGGGGGGGGGGGGGGGGGCGGGGGGGGGGGGGGGGGGGGGGGGGGGGGGGGGGGGGGGGGGGGGGGGGGGGGGGGGGGGGGGGGGGGGGGGGGGGGGGGGGGGGGGGGGGGGCGGGGGGGGGGGGGGGGGGGGGGGGGGGGGGGGGGGGGGGGGGGGGGGGGGGGGGGGGGGGGGGGGGGGGGGGGGGGGGGGGGGGGGGGGGGGGGGGGGGGGGGGGGGGCGGGGGGGGGGGGGGGGGGGGGGGGGGGGGGGGGGGGGGGGGGGGGGGGGGGGGGGGGGGGGGGGGGGCGGGGGGGGGGGGGGGGGGGGGGGGGGGGGGGGGGGGGGGGGGGGGGGGGGGGGGGGGGGGGGCGGGGGGGGGGGGGGGGGGGGGGGGGGGGGGGGGGGGGGGGGGGGGGGGGGGGGGGGGGGGGGGGGGGGGGGGGGGGGGGGGGGGCGGGGGGGGGGGGGGGGGGGGGGGGGGGGGGGGGGGGGGGGGGGGGGGGGGGGGGGGGGGGGGGGGGGGGGGGGGGGGGGGGGGGGGGGGGGGGGGGGGGGGGGGGGGGGGGGGGGGGGGGGGGGGGGGGGGGCGGGGGGGGGGGGGGGGGGGGGGGGGGGGGGGGGGGGGGGGGGGGGGGGGGGGGGGGGGGGCGGGGGGGGGGGGGGGGGGGGGGGGGGGGGGGGGGGGGGGGGGGGGGGGGGGGGGGGGGGGGGGGCGGGGGGGGGGGGGGGGGGGGGGGGGGGGGCGGGGGGGGGGGGGGGGGGGGGGGGGGGGGGGGGGGGGGGGGGGGGGGGGGGGGGGGGGGGGGGCGGGGGGGGGGGGGGGGGGGGGGGGGGGGGGGGGGGGGGGGGGGGGGGGGGGGGGGGGGGGGGGGGGGGGGGGGGGGGGGGGGGGGGGGGGGGGGGGGGGGGGGGGGGGGGGGGGGGGGGGGGGGGGGGGGGGGGGGGGGGGGGGGGGGGGGGGGGGGGGGGGGGGGGGGGGGGGGGGGGGGGGGGGGGGGGGGGGGGGGGGGCGGGGGGGGGGGGGGGGGGGGGGGGGGGGGGGGGGGGGGGGGGGGGGGGGGGGGGGGGGGGGGGGGGGGGGGGGGGGGGGGGGGGGCGGGGGGGGGGGGGGGGGGGGGGCGGGGGGGGGGGGGGGGGGGGGGGGGGGGGGGGGGGGGGGGGGGGGGGGGGGGCGGGGGGGGGGGGGGGGGGGGGGGGGGGGGGGGGGGGGGGGGGGGGGGGGGGGGGGGGGGGGGGGGGGGGGGGGGGGGGGGGGGGGGGGGGGGGGGGGGGGGGGGGGGGGGGGGGGGGCGGGGGGGGGGGGGGGGGGGGGGGGGGGGGGGGGGGGGGGGGGGGGGGGGGGGGGGGGGGGGGGGGGGGGGGGGGGGGGGGGGGGGGGGGGGGGGGGGGGGCGGGGGGGGGGGGGGGGGGGGGGGGGGGGGGGGGGGGGGGGGGGGCGGGGGGGGGGGGGGGGGGGGGGGGGGGGGGGGGGGGGGGGGGGGGGGCGGGGGGGGGGGGGGGGGGGGGGGGGGGGGGGGGGGGGGGGGGGGGGGGGGGGGGGGGGGGGGGGGGGGGGGGGGGGGGGGGGGGGGGGGGGGGGGGGGGGGGGGGGGGCUUGGAUGCAUAUUUGAUCACGCCUUCACAGUUGGCGUUGACGAAUUGGUACUGA
Molecule: messenger RNA, 5397 nt
Organism: Dicrocoelium dendriticum
Lineage: Eukaryota; Metazoa; Platyhelminthes; Trematoda; Plagiorchiida; Dicrocoeliidae
Source: the annotation of a GenBank genome assembly